Anolis sagrei ordinatus is the source of this 6570-nucleotide messenger RNA. It is a transcript of the gene WDR26, whose product is annotated as WD repeat domain 26. Gene Ontology annotation, cellular component: GID complex. Gene Ontology annotation, biological process: proteasome-mediated ubiquitin-dependent protein catabolic process. Gene Ontology annotation, molecular function: protein binding. The record is from RefSeq and is a predicted model, not a curated record. NCBI's taxonomy places the organism in Eukaryota, Metazoa, Chordata, Lepidosauria, Squamata, Anolidae.
GCCUCGCUUCUUCGUCCCCUCAGGCCGCGGCCGCCCGUCCCCUCAGAGCCCUCUCCGCCGGCGGCGGCGGCACCACUACCGCGAGCAGCGCCAGCGCCGCGGCCAUGCAGGCCAACGGGGCGGGAGCCGGGCAGCAACAACAACAGCAGCAGCAACAACAGCCGCCGUCGUCCUCUUCUCCUCCUCCGCCGCCUCCGCCGCCGCCUCCGGGCCCCGAGCUGGGCUGUCUCAGCGCCCAAAACGGAGAGGCCUCCUCGGGCUCGGCGCCCGGGGAGCAGCAGCAGCAACUGGCCCACGCCAACGGGCUCCUCCCGGCGGCCAAUAACAACAACAACGGCGGAGGAGGCGGAGGGCCUAGUGUCAACAACGGGGUCUCGGCCCCCGGGGGGUCGGCGGGCGAAAUGGGGGGCGGAGGAGGAGGAGGAGGAGGCCUGAAGAAGAAGAAGCGCCUCUCGCAGUCCGACGAGGACGUGAUCCGGCUCAUCGGGCAGCACCUCCACGGCCUGGGCCUCAACCAGACUGUUGAUCUUCUCAUGCAAGAGUCAGGAUGUCGUUUAGAACAUCCUUCUGCCACCAAGUUCCGCAAUCAUGUCAUGGAAGGAGAAUGGGAUAAGGCUGAGAACGACCUGAAUGAACUUAAGCCUUUAGUACACUCUCCUCAUGCAAUUGUGAGGAUGAAGUUUUUGCUGCUGCAGCAAAAGUAUCUAGAGUAUCUGGAGGAUGGUAAGGUUCUAGAGGCUCUUCAGGUUCUGCGUUGUGAAUUGACACCUCUGAAGUACAACACAGAGCGCAUUCACAUCCUCAGUGGAUAUCUGAUGUGUAGUCACGCAGAAGACCUCCGUGCAAAAGCAGAAUGGGAAGGGAAAGGAACAACUUCCAGAUCUAAACUUUUGGACAAGCUGCAGACUUACCUACCACCAUCAGUGAUGCUCCCUCCAAGGCGUCUGCAGAAUCUACUUCGCCAGGCUGUAGAGCUACAACGGGACCGGUGCCUCUAUCACAAUACCAAACUAGAUAAUAAUCUAGAUUCUGUAUCACUUCUCAUAGACCACGUUUGCAGUAGGAAACAGUUCCCAUGUUAUACACAGCAGAUACUUACAGAGCACUGCAAUGAAGUGUGGUUCUGUAAAUUUUCCAAUGACGGCACUAAACUAGCAACAGGUUCCAAGGAUACAACUGUUAUUAUAUGGCAGGUUGAUCCAGAUACGCACCAGCUAAAACUGCUUAAGACGCUGGAAGGCCAUGCAUAUGGUGUUUCCUACAUUGCUUGGAGUCCUGAUGACAGCUACCUUGUUGCCUGUGGCCCAGAUGACUGUUCUGAGCUUUGGCUCUGGAAUGUACAAACAGGAGAGCUGAGAACAAAAAUGAGUCAGUCUCAUGAAGACAGUCUAACAAGUGUGGCUUGGAAUCCAGAUGGAAAACGUUUUGUCACAGGGGGGCAGCGUGGACAGUUCUACCAGUGUGAUUUAGAUGGUAAUCUCCUUGACUCCUGGGAGGGAGUGAGAGUGCAAUGCCUGUGGUGCUUGAGCGACGGGAAGACUGUUUUGGCGUCAGACACACACCAGCGGAUUCGAGGCUAUAACUUUGAGGACCUUACAGACAGAAACAUAGUACAAGAAGAUCAUCCAAUUAUGUCUUUUACUAUUUCAAAAAAUGGCCGGUUAGCUUUGUUAAAUGUAGCAACUCAGGGAGUUCAUUUAUGGGAUUUGCAAGACAGAGUUUUAGUGAGAAAGUACCAAGGUGUUACACAAGGUUUUUACACGAUUCACUCAUGUUUUGGAGGCCAUAACGAAGACUUCAUCGCUAGUGGCAGUGAAGAUCAUAAAGUAUAUAUUUGGCACAAACGUAGUGAGCUGCCAAUUGCGGAGCUGACGGGGCACACACGUACAGUCAAUUGUGUGAGCUGGAACCCGCAAAUCCCAUCCAUGAUGGCCAGCGCCUCUGAUGACGGCACCGUUAGAAUAUGGGGACCAGCACCUUUUGUAGACAACCAGGAUAUUGAAGAGGAAUGCAGUAGCAUGGAUAGUUGAUGGUGAAUUUGGAGCAGACGACUUCUGUUUAACUUAAAUCUAGUCGUAUUUUAAAUGGCUUGGGAUUUGGUGCAAACAAACAUGAUCGGUAGCUGGACAGACAUGCUCGUCAUGAAAAAAGAACCAUUUCUAAAGCCCAACUGGGGCCAAACAUUUUACCACCUUGCUUCAUAGUAAACAGUUGAGAUGAAGCACGUCGUUAGAACGUUGUUGGACACCAUGUUGAAGUAACCCCCUCAUCGGUUGUGAAGAACUGUGCUACAUUCAGGCUAACCAUUGAACUCCGUAUAUACAUUUUUCCCUGCUGCCAUUUUGUCAGGCAGACUACUGUUCUUGUUGCUCUUCUGUGUAAUGAAGUUUAAAUGCUUGUUUGGAAAAUCUUUUAUUUAACAGUUUAGAAGGCUUGAUAGAAAGAGUGCUUAGUCUGAAGAGUACAUGUUGGAUAGGAAAGUACUUCCUUCUCUUGUUUCUCUGAGUCUCUCCGCCUUAUUUAGCUUGAGAUCUUUGCAGCUUGGUUCAUGGAUUCUAGCCUUGCCCGUUGCGCAGUAUAUCUAAACCCAGAUGUUAAACCAGUGAAUGACAUGAAAAGCACUCUCAGUAUCACACUUGACAAAAAGUUUUGUACUUUUCACAUCGCUUGUUACCCUAUAAAGGGGCUAACAGCACAAUUUUUUAAAAUAAUAAAUUAUUUAUAGCAUUAAAAUGACUUCAUUUGUAUACGUUCAGAAUUUAAACCAGCUUAAAAAGUGUCAUCUAUAAGUUAAUGCAGUAUAUAACUGGUGCUCCUCUGGAGUGUUGUGUAAGACCAUUUGGCUGACAGCAGUUUUACACAGACUAUAUAAAGUAUUAUUUUCAAAAACAAACUUGAUUUACCAACGAAAGAAUUUGAGAGCUUUCAAAAUCGCCAGCUAAACAAUUCUAAUGUAAUUUCUGAAGUUAAUAAACAAGACUUCCAAAUUGGCCAUAACUUGUGCAAUGAUUCUUAUUUGAAAUGUAAGGUUAAAAAUGAGGGUAGUGUUUGUAUUAUCUUCAAAAAAAAAGUGAGUUAACCAUCUCUUGUGAAUUAAAUACGUAUUAGUCCACUCUUUUCCAGGACCCUUCUCUGAGUUAAGUGCGGUUAAUUGCGUGACAUUAGGAAUUGGGUUCCUUAAUUUUCUGUUUGCAUAAGAGACAUAAUAGAACUCAGAGAAAAUUAAUCUGGUUGUUUGCCCUACUUAGCUGCUGAUUUUCAGAAUACCCCCCUCCCCCGUUAAAGCAUGAAAAUGCAUGUAGGGCCAUCCUUAAAAAGAACAGAAAAGAAAGCAGCUCAUAAGUUCAAUAGAAUAGUAAAACAUCCUUGUGGCAUUAGCUGAAAAAGAAUAAGAAAUGGAAAGGGGACUUUAUAGGAAAAGGAAGACCCAAGACAUAACCUUUUAUUUCAUGUUUUGUUUUUAAAUGUAAAGAUUCAGUGAUAAGGAAUCAACAUUAGUACUGCACCUGUAUGUAUCCCUUACUUACUACAGUUUUCCUUUUGAGCCUUUUGAUGCUCCAAAUUGAAUUGUUUCAAAAUGUCACCCAAAAGUGGUAUUCCAUGAACUUCACACAGCAAUUGUGUUCUCUUUGAAUAUAAACACAACUCUGGCUUCAUAAUCCGAAGAGUUAAAAAUGCACAGAUGAAGUAAUAUUUGAAUAAUAGAAUGUCUUCUUGCCAGGUCCUCUAAUGGAUUCUGGAGCAGUAAAGAAAUUUCCGUCCAUACUUUGGCUCAUAUAAGCUGUUCUCUUUCUGCUUAAAAUUUUAUCAAUAAAGUUACAUUUACUAUAGUUGCUCAUUCACACACAAUCUUCCUGAUGUCAAGCUUCUUUAUUUAAAGGCUUUUUAUAGCUCCCUUUUAAGCCUAUAUAAUAUUUUACUUUUGCAGAUACUCCCAUUCUAUACCUUGAUAGAUUCUAGUUCUGUUAUUGACAUGGUGCUCCUACUGACCUUAAAAACACCUUAGGAGAUUGCAGUAAUCAAAGCGUGCUACAAUUUCUUUUGAGCAGUUGGUCAAAAUCACGUACUGUAAUUGGUUCAGAUUUUCUUGGCAUAGAUCCCAAACCAGUAAAUAAAUCUGGAGAUGCUUUCCUUUUCUUAAAAUGUGGGAAACUAAAUUCAGGAUACCAGAGUGGAUGUACCUUCUCAGCUUUCUCCUUUAUCAAGUCAUUCCUAGAUCAUUGCUGCUGUUAUUUAAAUGCCAAUGUCUUCAUCUGAAACUGCAUGAGAAAUGUGUCUUAAAAAUGACACUUGUAAAUUUAAUGGGACAAUGCAGGCAACACUAUUUGAGAUAGAAGGUUUUCAGAUAAGAUAGUCUGCCUGCGUGCAACCUUUUACUAUGGAUGACAUUGAACCAAAAGCAAUAUAUGCCUGGCUGUAAAGUUAGCUGGCUUCAUUAACAUUGCUACCAUACUAAACAGGUGAACAUCCUAUUUUUUGGGUUGCUGUGAGUUUUCCGGACUGUAUAACCAUGUUCCAGAAGCACUCCCUCGUGACGUUUUGCCCACAUCUAUGGCAGGCAUCUUCAGAGGAUAGAUGUGGGUGAAACAUCAGGAGAUAAUGCUUCUGGAACAUGGCCAUACAGCCCGGAAAACUCACAGCAACCCAGUGAUUCUGGCCAUGAAAGCCUUCAACAGCCUAUUUCUUUUCCGAUAUGUGGAUUAAAAAGGAGGCUGUUGAUGUUUAUAGGGGAGAAUACAUGGAAUAGGUGUAUCUGCAACCUUCAUUUUCAUAUAUUGGAAGACAUCACUACUGUUGGCUAUUUAAUACUGAAGCAACUCUAAUUGCUGUCCAUAUCUUACCCAGAACAGAGGAAAUGAUGUAUGGGAAAGGGAUACUAUAGACUAUAUUUUGCCUUAGGUUUCCAUACCAGGUCAAUUCCAAAAUAUGCACACCAGCUAAAAAUCAUGACAUUUCACCACAGUGCUUCUGAGCUCAUCAGGUAAGUCAUUUUAAAAAUAGGAGCACAAAUGGGGAAAUACAAAAUAAAUUCUAUAUAGCCCUCAGAAUAGUUUUGUAAAUAUGAGGCUUACUUCCCUCACUUUUAAGUUUUGGUUCCAAAAUGAGGGAAGCAUAAUAUAAAUUUUAAUACCAAGUCACAGGUGGAAAGCUACCCAACAUUUGCCAAUCUCAUUCUGGCUUCCAAGCAGGUAUUGUUGAAUGUAAUGUAAUGCUAAGAACUUAGUGCCAUCUUAACUUUUAAAAAAAUCUCCCACCUCAAAGGAAAAACUGGCUUUAAGUUAAGCUGUUUUCUAAUACCAGUCUUAUUCUGGCAAUAGAUAAAUUGGGGGAUGGAGAUAUCUUUUUUUUUUUAGUUAUCAGCAAAAGAAUGUCUAACCUUUAAUUUUGGGGUAGGAACAGAAGGGAAAGAGAAGCAAUUUUCAACAAGAUUUAGUGCCCUUAGUUAAUACCCCAAGCACACAAGUUGCCUCAGUUCGAAGAAUUUGAAAUGAACUGUUAAACUGGAGUUAUCAAUCAUAUAUAUGGUUAAAAUGUAUAUUGCAUUGGCUUGAGUCCAUUUUCAGCUGCCAUAGAACUGUUCAUUUGACAGACAAUUAGUUGAAUUUUGGAAACACUUUGACACUUUUUGAACAGGGUGGACUUAAUUGAUUUGUGCAGUGUUGUCUGCAUUAGCUGCUCUAAUUGCUGGAACACAAACUAGAAACCCAUUUCCUAUUUGCUGCUUUCAGAUUAUCUGAAUUCAGCAAAGUGUGUGUGUGUGUGUGUGGUAUGAAUGUAUGUGCGUGAAACACAAAACAGUCAUGGAACCAACUGUUCUAGGUACAUGUCAUGUUUUACUGCAUACUUUAAGUCAAGUUGUGUGUAUGUGAAGUGUCCUGACUUAAGAUUUUGGUUGAUACCAAUAUAUUUUUAUAAAUUUGAAAUUCAGUGUGCCCCAUCUUUUAAGUGUUUCAUUGUUAGGAUAAAUGUACUAGAUUUAAUUCUUAACACUUCUCAGCACAGAUGGAAAAAGUUAUCGGCUCCUUGAAAACGUAUGAGGAAGAAACAGAUCCUCAAAGCAUGUGUGUACUUACAAACCAAGCUGUAGAGAUCAAGAAAAGAACUUUUAUUGUUCUUAAAUUUCUAAAUUGUCAAGAUUUAUAUGGAGUUGUGGUGGAACUAGUUAACAUUUAGAGCUUUUGGUAUGUAAUGACUAUUUGCUAUGGACUGAUAUUAAAUGUUUCAAAGGAUUGCGUUCUUAAACUUUCUGGAUUUUUGUUACUCUCCUCUUCAAUUAUAUUAAGUAGUUUAAGAAUUUCUUUAUUACAUUAAAACAUAAGAACGUUGGGUCUCCAUAUUUAUUUUCACUUGUUUUACUAAUUAUUUACAGAACACCUUAACUUUUUGUUUUAUAAAUAUGUAGUAUAUUAAAACAUAUCUCUUAAUGUUCAGUUCAAACUACAUUGAUUCCCGGUUUUUGUUUUUAUUGGGGUUUUUAAAAAAAUUACACUUUUCCAUGUUGGUGCACAGCACUUAACAAAUAUUUGUAUCCCUUUCUUUCCAAUUAAAUAAACAGAAUGAAUAACUGGA